This is a messenger RNA of Wickerhamiella sorbophila, 1761 nucleotides long. RefSeq names its product Methylenetetrahydrofolate reductase 2. Gene Ontology annotation, biological process: tetrahydrofolate interconversion. NCBI's taxonomy places the organism in Eukaryota, Fungi, Ascomycota, Dipodascomycetes, Dipodascales, Trichomonascaceae. Bases 1 to 1761 code for a protein of 586 amino acids. Gene Ontology annotation, cellular component: cytosol. The transcript has a single exon. The record is from RefSeq and is a predicted model, not a curated record. Gene Ontology annotation, molecular function: FAD binding; methylenetetrahydrofolate reductase [NAD(P)H] activity.
AUGAAGAUUUCUCAAAAGCUCGAGAGGUAUCACCAGGAAGCCCCCAAUGAUGGGGCAUCUAUUUCUUUCGAGUAUUUCGUCCCCAAAACUUCCCAAGGUAUCUCGAACUUGUACGACCGUAUGGAUCGCAUGUACAAGUUAGAUCCCUUGUUUGUAGAUGUGACAUGGAAUGCCGGCGGGUCGCAGUCCAAUUUCACCACCGAAAUGAUUCACACGGCGCAGAACGUUAUCGGCGUUGACACGUGCAUGCACCUGACCUGCACUGGCAUGCCAGUAGAAGUGGUUGAUCAAGCUCUGGAAGAGGCGCACAAGGCCAAUUGUCACAACAUUCUUGCUCUUCGUGGCGACCCUCCACGUGUGGUUCCAGGUGAGGAAAAGCCCAUCACGCAUUUCAGGUACGCAAAGGAUCUUAUCAAGCAUAUCCGCGAUAAGUACGGUGACUACUUCGAUAUUGGAGUGGCCGGGUACCCCGAGGGUCAUCCCGAGGAGCCUGACGCUGACGUUCUAAUCGAGUAUCUGAAGGAAAAAGUUGACGCCGGUGCCUCGUUUGUGAUUACCCAGAUGUUUUAUGAUGUGGACCUUUUCCUAAACUGGGUCGACCGCUGUCGCGCGGCAGGAAUCUACGUGCCGAUUAUUCCCGGCAUUAUGCCGAUUUCCGGCUGGGCCAGCUUCAAUCGUCGUGCUAAAUGGUGCCAAGUUAAUGUUCCUCCGCAGUUCCUUGCAGAGCUUGAGCCCAUCAGUAAUGACGAUGCUGCUGUUCGUGAAAAGGGCUCUCAGCUGGUGGCCAAUAUGUGCGCCAAGAUGAUUGCUCAUGGAAUCAGCCACCUGCAUUUCUAUACUAUGAAUCUGGAGAGAGCCACAAUCAUGGUUCUUGAGCAGCUGCAUAUGCUCGAUAAGAACAACGAGAAGAGACCCUCUCCUCUGCCUUGGCGGCAAUCUCUGGGCAAAGGCCGGGAGUCGGAGAGUGUGCGGCCUAUUUUCUGGCGCAAUCGCAAGCAUUCAUAUGUUUCCCGCACUGCUGACUGGGAUGAGUUCCCUAACGGACGUUGGGGUGACUCCCGUUCGCCGGCUUACGGUGAGCUUGAACGAUAUGGUGUGUUGCUGCGUCAAAGCACCCAAAAGGCUAUCGAACUUUGGGGUUCUCCCAAGAGUUUGGAAGACCUGGGACAGGUCAUUUCCAAGUACUUGAGCGGGAAGCUGCCCUGCCUUCCCUGGUCUGACGAUCCAGUGGGAGCAGAAAUUAGUGUUAUCCGCGAGAAACUCCUCGACUUGAAUAGCCGCGGCUUCUUGACCAUUAACUCCCAACCUGCAGUUAACGGCGUACACUCUAGUGAUCCUAUUCACGGAUGGGGUCCCAAGAAGGGCUAUGUUUACCAAAAGGCGUACCUUGAGCUGCUGGUGCCCAAAGAGCGGUUUGAGCAUAUCAAGCCCAAGCUCGACAGCGACGAGUACGUGACAUACUAUGCUACGUGCUUCCGGGGCUGCCAUGUUACCACGAAUGCCAGUUCUGACGAGCCCAAUGCCGUCACUUGGGGCAUCUUCCCCGGCCAGGAGGUGCAACAGCCCACUAUUGUUGAGCGCGGUUCGUUCCUUGCCUGGAAAGACGAGGCAUUCCGACUAGCGUUUGAGUGGGCCGCCUGUCAGCCCAAAGACAGCGAUUCGUAUAAGUUCCUGACGUCGUUGAGCCGAGGCUGGUACCUCGUGAAUAUUGUUCACAACGAUUUCCAAGAUCCGGACGCUGUAUUCAGAAUCUUUGAGUGA